Messenger RNA from Penaeus indicus, 687 nucleotides. RefSeq lists its product as uncharacterized. NCBI's taxonomy places the organism in Eukaryota, Metazoa, Arthropoda, Malacostraca, Decapoda, Penaeidae. The transcript is spliced from 3 exons. The record is from RefSeq and is a predicted model, not a curated record. Bases 36 to 419 code for a protein of 127 amino acids.
GUGUGACGCGACGGAGCGCGCGCCGCCACGAGAGCAUGGGGACCUUCGGACGCUCGGCUCUGAUUCGGGCCUUUCUGCUGACUAGCCUGUUGUGCCUUCACGCUGCGUGUGGAAACCGCUCUCCAUCCUCUCAACAGCCCCGUGUGGGCCUGCCACCCGCCAAAGGCGAGGGCGGGCGAAGGGAAGGCUCCGGUCAGACGCCAGCCGACUUCCCGCCGAAGGGAUUGGGAUCUUCGAGGAACACAGGAGAGCUGCGGACCUCGAAAUUAAAAGACCUUUGGAAGAAGUGGGACCUCGGUGGCCGUUCGCAGCGUAAGGAAGGGAGGAAGGAGUACGCGAAAUGGAACCUUCUUUCUAAGAAAACCCCGCAGCAAAAGGACGAUUCUGGCUCCACCUGGCAACCACCGCAGUUCGAAUGAUUUCUCCACAAAUGCCUUAACUGACGAACGCAUUGGGAAAAGCAAUUGAGGAACGAAAUACAGAAUGGAAAGUGGAGAUCACAAAAUGCAAAUAUUACCUUGAAAACUGAAUGGAAGAGCAGGAUAACAAUCAAAAGUCACAUAGACUUAUCUCUCUUCUCUUCAUUCUUCACUCGUUCGUUCAAAAGUUUAAAUUAUAAGGAACCAUGAUUGUGCUGUUUUCUUUUUUGUUAGCCAAAGAAAAAUAGAUAAUCUCAAAGUUGAAAAA